AGCUGUUCAACGGUGUUGUACCGGCGUCUCGCAAAUUUAUCUGUGCUCGGUUAAUUCAUAUAUAAAUCCUCCAAUAAUUUAUCAAGUAACAAGGAUGAUGACAAGUUAAAAAAUCUAAAGACUGUGUUCUUUCAACAGUGAGAUAAAGAGAUAAUUUGACCAUGGAAUCUUCACGUGGCACAACCGAUGACUUAGAGCAUUCUAUUAAAUUGCUUGGGUCGGAAAAAGCUCAAAGAAAAUCGCUGUUGAGGUUAUCUACAAAGAGUACGAUGCCUAAACGUAUCUCUCUACAGCCUAACUACAAUUUAGAAAAGCGCUCAGAUUCUAUCGAUGACAUCUCUCGAAAUAUUGCCGAUGAAUCAAGAUCAUUCACACUCGGUGUGAAAAGCCCAAGAGUCCAGGGAUCAUAUUUCAAUAACAAAUUGUUGAUGAGAAAUGACUAUGAAGACUUUGAAACUUCCAUUACAAUGGCCCCCCACGAACUGCGGGACAUAAUGAAUACUACUGAAAAAACUGAUCUGACCUUACGGGAACUUAUGGAUGAUUCAGCCGCCACAGGCAUAAUUCUCAGAGCAAAUGAACCUUGGCGGGAAGCUAAUGUUAAACUGUUUCAUGAAUUCCUAGAGAGCAUGCAAGUUCAUACUUCUCUCCCACAAAUAUUUGACACCAUUACAGAUUUCAUACAGACUUGUACUGAUACUCUGGAAUUUAUGAGAGGCUUACAGUCCAAAGUGGAAAGCACACAGAUAUCUGAUGAAGAAGUAAAUUUGGAAAAUGAAAGAAACACCUGGCGUUUGGUGUAUUGCUUGUACCAACACCGCAUAAGUACAUCAAACUUCCAAUCGCAAAUGGAAAUAGACUUGAAAUCGAAUAUCUCUGAAAAAGAUGUCGUAGAGAAUUUGUACAAAACUGAACCUUUGGUGACAGAAUUUCAGCUGAUUGUAGAUUGGCUAGAAAAAAAUGCCUCUGACCAAGCAGAUAGAUUACCCAUGAUAGAAUAUUUCACUGAUAAAACGGUAGCUUGGGAAAACACAUUGCAUCAACUACAGAACCGAAAAUCAGGAAUAACUUUCAAAUCAUCAAGGCCUAUUGUUACAUCAUUGGACCCCGAUGCACCAAUACGUGAAGGCAGGCCUUUACACGACUUAGACAGAGAAGAUGACAUUAGAUUGGAAAAAAGAAUGUUUUUAGAGGUGAGGUGCGGGCGCUUACAAGAAGCCCAGGCCUUAGCCGUUCAUUGUGGGCAACCAUGGAAAGCUGCCUGUUUAUUGGGAUGGACACCUCAUCAUGAUCCGAAUUAUACAAACCCAUUACCUGAUACAAAACUUCCUAUAGAAGGAAACCCCAACAGAAGCCUCUGGAAGUUGUGUGCUUGGGAAUUAUCCGAAGACAAGCGCGUAGGUGAAUACUACCGUGCCAUAUACGCCAGUUUAUGUGGGAAUCUUCAGCAGCUUUUAACGAUAUCAAAAUCUUGGCAGGAUGCCUUAUGGGCACAUGUUAAGACAUUACUUGAUAUUACAGUAGAAUCUGAAAUCAGAGGCGCAGUAUUAAAAAGCUAUACUCCAAUGCGAGAAGAAUACUGGAAAAAUAAAAUGGACAUUAAAGAUAUAUUCGACGCAUUGCAAGCGUCCAAAUAUUCGAAUAUUCGCGAACAAUCAAACAAGCCUGAUCAUAUAAUACAAAAAUAUUUGAUUCUCGACGAAAUUCCUAAACUCAUGGAAGAAAUUGAGAUUCUUGUAGACUCGGGCACAUGUACCUCUCAAUUUUUACGAUUCUUAGCUCAUUUAACUUUGUUUCUGCGGCAAAUUGGUAAAAACACGAACGACAGAAUCGGCCACAAAGUAUUAGCAGCUUAUGUACAGAUAUUGAUCGAAAUGGGUGAUCCGAAUUUGGUAGCCUUUUAUACAGCUACGCUACCACAGGAAGAGCAAAUAACCACCUAUGCACGCUUCUUGGAAAAUGUUCAGGAUUACGAAUUAAGGAAACGCUGCAUCGCCGCAGCUGAAGCAACCAAUUUGCAUAUAGAGGCAAUAACCAAACUAGUCGUUGAAAAUAUAAGGCAAAAAAAUGAGGACUCAAGUUCCUCAGACGUCAAGGGUACCAUUACUGAAAGUGAUAUGGAGAAGAUCAAUGCCUUAGACUGGGUUGUGUUUUAUCAAAGUCAACGGGAGGAAGCCUUAUGGCAGGCAAAUGCCCUGAUAAGAUAUUUUCUUUCCAACGAGAAAGUAGAUGCGGCCAGAAAAGCAUUGAACAAGAUUCCAACGGAUUCAAUCGAAGUUAUUAUGUCAGAGUAUCCAACUAUGGAUGGGACAAUAGCAAAUCUGACAAUGACAAAUAAUUUAUCCAAAAAGGCAUCAGUGUCAAUUCGCGAGUACUUAUGUUACAAGGCAUAUCUAGAUGCCCAAGAAGGGUUCAUGGAAUGGUUCACACAUUUCCACCAAGGCAAACCUAGUUCGUUACCUGAUUUGCCAAUGUACGCUACUUUCACAGAAAAAGUUGCAUACGAUCAUAAGAAAGCUCAAUACAAUGCCGAAUUAGAGAGAUGGAAGACCACCAUGCAGCAUCACACAAAGGCAGUCAAACAACUUUUGUUCAACGUCUUACUCUUUCCUGACGGAGGAUGGCUUGUUGAUUCAAAUUAUAAUAACGAAGAGCAUAGUUCUCGCGAAGAACAGUUGAGAGAGAAUCAAAUGGAUAAUUUGCGAAAACUAUGCGUACCAAAAAUCGCAUUGCUAUUACAUUCGGUGAUGUCUGAGAUGAAUGAGCACGCCGAGUGCAUCCAAUUAGCAGAUACAUUGGCUUCGGAACAACACCAACUUUACAAGGUAUUUCCGAGAGAACGACUGCGCGAUAUCUUCCGAAAGAUAUGCGAAUCUUCUCUCGCAUUGAUGGACCAGAAAAAAGAUCCCUGGGGUUAUCCCAAAUGAUGUACUUGAAUUUUUUCUGUUGAAUAGGUAUCGUAAUUUUUGUAAAAAUAUUUCUCAUUUCGAUGAAUAUAUUUUACAUGAUCAUUCUGUAAGAAUUAAAUAAAAUAUUGCCAAUCAUAAA
Messenger RNA from Athalia rosae (coleseed sawfly), 3048 nucleotides. It is a transcript of the gene Nup107, whose product is annotated as nuclear pore complex protein Nup107. Lineage: Eukaryota; Metazoa; Arthropoda; Insecta; Hymenoptera; Athaliidae. Gene Ontology annotation, biological process: mRNA export from nucleus; post-transcriptional tethering of RNA polymerase II gene DNA at nuclear periphery; regulation of DNA-templated transcription. Bases 162 to 2927 code for a protein of 921 amino acids. The record is from RefSeq and is a predicted model, not a curated record. The transcript is spliced from 8 exons. Gene Ontology annotation, cellular component: nuclear pore outer ring; nuclear pore. Gene Ontology annotation, molecular function: structural constituent of nuclear pore.